Molecule: messenger RNA, 1226 nt
Organism: Microcebus murinus (gray mouse lemur)
Lineage: Eukaryota; Metazoa; Chordata; Mammalia; Primates; Cheirogaleidae
Source: RefSeq, a predicted model, not a curated record
CUCCCUCCAGGAGCACACCAGCCACAUCCCCAGUCGUCCCACGCACCUGGAACCACAGUAUGAAACGCGGGUGUGAACAUACACGUCCCCCGCCCCUCUAUCUCGCCCAGUCUCAGGAGCUCCCGCCUGGGGUGACUUCCGGCCCGAAGGGACACUGCUUUGGGAACCGAGCUGGCAGAGUGGACAGACAACAGGACGGUGGAUGAGGGAAUGCCGGUGACCCAACUCGCAGGGCUGCUAGAACGAUGAAAUGAAGAAAUGCUCCUUGCUCACUGAGUACUGGGCUAAGCUGGCAGGAGCAACAGCUGCCCCGUGACCCACCUGCAGCAGGACAGUCACGGCACACUCGACGUUGGCCCAGCCUGGAGGAAGCACCUCAGCCCAGCUGGGGCCACGCCAGCCUGGGCCCCACCCCAGCCCUCCUCCUGCUCGAGUCCUUUAAAAGCAGCCCAGGGCUUUGGGCCACCAUCUGCUGCCUGCCUGCCUGACACUGCCACCAUGCGCUGUCUCCUGAGCCUAGCCCUGGCCCUGCUCACCCUAGAGGUGGCCUUUGCUCAGGACCCGGCCUUCAUCUUGCCAGGGCAGGCCGUGUGCCCCGAGGCCAGCUCUUCUGAGGAGGUGUCCUGUGCCAAGACCUGCCUCACCGACGAGGAAUGCCUCGGCAACAGCAAGUGCUGCCCCAGCGCCUGCGGCCGCUCCUGCAGAACCCCCGUCAUCGUACGUGAUGUAAAGGCCGGCAACUGCCCCUGGGUGCAGGCCCCGCUGCUCCCGCAGCUCUGCCAGGAACAGAACGAGUGCUCCGUGGACAGCCAGUGUAGCAGCAACAAGAAGUGCUGCUUCAGCCGCUGCGCCAUGAGGUGUCUGGACCCCGUCCUAGAGGACUCCCCCCAGUGAGGAGCUCGCCUGGGAGCACCACGCUGCUAGGAGUGACCAACCCACGUCCACUCAGCAAGAACCUUCUCCCUCAGCUCCAGAGAGCACAUAAUGCCUCCUACCUGCUGCUAAUAAAAACUCUACUCCACUCGGCUUCGUGUCAUGUCUGUCUGUCCUGGACUCCUGCAGGAGAAAUGAAGUAAACAGCAGCCUGGUCCCUGAGUGCCCCCGGGGAUCCCAAGUGGUGAUGAGCGUGUGCGGGUGGGUGGGGAAGCCACGCCCGGCUCACUCAGCUGGGGCUGACCUGCAGGGAGACUACACGGCCAUGGUGGCAUCUCCGAGCCAGGAGAGGC